Molecule: messenger RNA, 1423 nt
Organism: Triticum dicoccoides
Lineage: Eukaryota; Viridiplantae; Streptophyta; Magnoliopsida; Poales; Poaceae
Product: expansin-like A2
Exons: 2
Coding region: 430-1278 (282 amino acids)
Cellular component (GO): extracellular region
Source: RefSeq, a predicted model, not a curated record
GGAGUUUAUCCUAGUACAACUUCGAGCAGUUCAAAGAACCACUCGCUGGCGCACCCAGGUUGCGGCACGCGUCUCCAGGGUCGGUGGCCACCCCAAACUUUUUGCCGCAGCACUUCACCCCCAUCCCUGGAUCCACCUCACGGCCACGUGGCCAGCGCGCUUUCCUUCCUCCCUACUGCUCCCAACCGCGUCGGCAUUCUGCUGCUGUGUCCCAGGUACGAGACCGCGGCCGUCCGGUUUCGAGGCUGGCGGCACCCAGGGCCAGCGCCGUUAACUCGUAAACCGCAACCGGCCAACCAGCGUGCGCGCCGCGUCGGGUAUAAAGCUUGGCUCCAGCCCAGCUGCUCGCAAGAAUCCAUCCUACUCCGUUCUGUCCUGUCCUGUUCAAUCUUCUACUCCGAGUAACGCCCCCGUCUUCAAGCUCGAUCGAUGGUGUCCGUCUGCCCCAUGGCGAGCGCUCGAUCGCGUUUCAUCCUCCUGCUCGUCUUCCUCGCCGCUGCCUCGUCCCCGGCCUCGGCGUGCGACCGGUGCGUGCGCCGGUCCACGGCGGCGUACCGCGCCUCCUCGCCCGCCCUCGACAAUGCCGGCUCCUGCGGGUACGGCUCCCUGGCGGCGACCUUCAACGGCGGGCUCCUCGCCGCCGCGAGCCCCGCGCUGUACAGGGGGGGCGUCGGCUGCGGCGCGUGCUACCAGGUCCGGUGCACGGACGCCGCGCUCUGCAGCGCCUCGGGCGCCACGGUGGUCGUGACGGACCAGGCGCGCGGCACGGCCACGAACCGCACCGACCUCGUGCUGGGCAGCGCGGCGUACGCGGCCAUGGCCUUGGGCGGCGGGGGCACGGCCGCCGCGCGGCGGCUGAGGGAGCGCCGCGCCGUGAGCGUGGAGUACAAGCGGGUGCCCUGCGAGUACGCGCGCCGCCGCAACCUGUCGGUGCGCGUGGAGGAGCGCGCGCCGCCGGGCGGCCUGACGAUCCGGUUCCUGUACCAGGGCGGGCAGACGGACAUCGUGGCGGUGGACGUGGCGGCGGCCGGGUCGUCGAGCUGGCGGUCCAUGACGCGGGAGCGCGGCGGGCCGGCGUGGAGCACGGGCCAGGCGCCCGCGGGGCCGCUGCAGCUCCGGAUGGUGGUCACCGGCGGGUACGACGGGAAGUGGGUGUGGGCCGAAGGGGAGGUCCUCCCGCGGCGGUGGGCCGCCGGCCGGGUGUACGACACCGGGGUGCAGAUCGCCGACGUCGCGCUGGAGGGGUGCUCCCCCUGCGACGCCCGAGAGUGGAAGUGACGCCGCGAUACACGAAUCAACCUUGUACAGUAGAGUCUUUUGCUUUUUGAUCUUACCACUCGUGCUAAUCCCCUCCCUCCUUUCUUCUUGGAUAACGAUUAACGAAGCGGAAUGAAUCGGGUGGAAGAGUCAGACGUGCGGGUGA